ACACUGUGCAUAUUUUUUUGUUCCUGCUAGCCGGAUCUCAAAGCUAGAGAUAAGUCUAGUAGUUAGUUGUGGAAUUACUUACUCAGAACAACUCAGCUGGCUACACUACAUAGAAUGCGACGCUUUGUAUAAUGUGAGACGUAUUACCCGAGUGCGUACGUUUCACAUCUCGAAUCCUCUUGGGGUAUUUUGGAAAUCCUAGCCUCGCAUUUUCUGUGAAACUCGAGGAUGGCUUGGACUCAAGCUCAAAACCAAUUGCCUGGACAGCAAGCGUACUCCUGGGCAACUCCCGUGGCAGCAACAAGUAACGCAGUUGCUUCAGCUGCCCCGAUUGGCGGGGUACAAGUAGCGAGCCAGGCUACUUCUGGUACGCCUGCAGUGGCUGCGAAUCCUGCUGCUGGUGCCGUUGGUGUAGAUCCUACCGGUGCUGCAGCAUAUCUCCAACAGCAGCAGCAACAGCAGCAAUGGGCUCAACAGAUGGCGCAACAGUAUCCAGGCUGGCAAUGGGGACCUACUGGGUGGGUGCAAGUAUCCCAAGCAAGCGGUACCACUGCCGCCGCUGCGACCACUGAGUCUUCAAUGACUUCUUCUGUGGCCAGCUCGACCGCUGUCACAACCACUACGGCUUCAGGAGCAGUGAAAAGUGCCACAGCCUCCCAGCCAACUAUUGCAGCUGCGCCUGUUUUAGUGCCGAACCAAACAGGUAGCAGUGCAGCACCAGCGGUGGCCAGUGCUUGGACGCAGGAUCAAGUGCAGAAGUGGCAGCAGCAGCAGCAGCAAGCUGCUUCUGCCUCAGCCACGGCCACAUCUGGAGCUGGAGCUGCAGACUUAGCCAAGCAAUGGGCUGUUUACCAGCAACAGCAGCAGCAAUAUUUGCAACAAGUACAGCAGCAGCAGGCACAGACAACUCAGCAGCAGCAACAACAGACGCCCGCGCCGAGUAGUGCAGCAGUGCAAGGAGCACAGCAGCCGACAGCAGCAAGCCAGUCCCAGGCAGGAGUGGCAUCAUCGUCAAGUGCGGCGACUACUACACAGGCGUCCUCUGCCGCACAGCCCGGUCAAACAGCUGAGCAGCUUCAAGCACAGCAGAAUAUGGUUGCAUGGCAACAGUACUAUCAGCAGCAGAUGCAGUACCAGAUGAUGCAACAGCAACAACAGCAGCAGCAGCAACAAACUGCAUCUCAAGCUCCUACUGGUGCUACUGCUGCUGCUCAGUCACCUGCUGUUGCUCAGGCAGUGAAUCAAGCCACUGCACAGCAGCCCGCUACUGCCCCUGGAUUAUCGCAGCAGCAACUGCAUCAGCAGCCAGCACAGCAACAGCCAGCACAGCAACAGCCAGCACAGCAACAGCCAGCACAGCAACAGCCAGCACAACAACAGGUAGCGCAACACCAACAGCCCGGUGCUCAAGCGUGGCAACAGUAUCAAGCCGGCGCUACAGGUGCUGCUCCUCCAGCAAUGCCUGGUGUUCAGGUUGCUGGCCAAUGGCCACCUGCUGGUGUUGCUGCCAGCCAACAAGGAGUCGUUCCUAUGCCCCAAGGCCAGCAAGCACAUGCACAGAUGCCUGUGGUGCCAGCACAACAGCCCGGCUAUCCCGCUGCUGGACAGCAGUUGCCACCUGGAGCAGUCCAGCCGACACAGCAGCCUGCAAUGCAGCAACAGCAGCAACAACAACAGCAGCAGUCCGGACAGCCAGCACAGCAGCAGCAGCCCGGACAACCUGGGCAACAGCAGCCUGGGCAACCAGGACAGCAGCAACAGCAGCAACCACCUUCGCAGCAUGCUGGUGGUCAGCCUCCUGCACAAUGGGGCAGUAUGCCUGGUCAGCCUGCAACUGGUCCUGGAGCAACGCCUUGGCGACCUCAGCCACCUCAAGCUGGUAUGCCGGCGGGGCCAGCGGGUCCUUUUGGUGCAAGCAACACAACACCCUGGUCUAAUACCACACAGCAGCAGCAGCAACAGCAGCAGCAAGGUGGUGCACCAAUGCAGCCUAACCGACCGCCACUUCAGCGGCCAGCAGCAGGGGGAACCACUGGAAUUCCACCGCUUUUGCCGCCGCAGCAACAGCAACAGCCACCUCAUCAACAACAGCCAUUUCCUCCGCCGCGUGGUCCACAACCUGGUCAACAGCGUCCUAUGCUGCGGCCCCCACACGAAGCUGGUCAGCAGCAACCUGUACCUGGAACAGACCAACAUCCUGGUAUUCGGCCAGGACCAGCUCUUGCUAAUACUGGCCAAGCACCUCCAGUUGGCAAUCAGCAGCCACCAACUGGACCUGGAGGCCAGCUUCCUCGUCCUCUUGGUAUGAGUCCUGUUGGCCCGGGUCAGCAGCAGCAGCGUCCACAGCGUCCAACUGCACCUACUGCAGGUGGUCCUCAGCAAGGAGGCUUGCCACCACGACCUGAAGGUCCACCAGGUGCCCGGCCUUGGUCUCAAGGACCUCACUGGCAGUCGCCACAGGGGUCUGGACCAAGGCAUGCCGGUCCACCAGCAAGAGGGCCCAGGCCACAAUCCUCACCCGGAGCCCAGAAUCAGCGGCCACAGCACCAGCAGCAAGGGCACCUUCAACAGCAGCAGCAGCAGCCCGGACAAUUUCCUCCUCGCGCAGGACCAGGGACACCCAAUCGCUGGCAAGCACCUGAGGAAGGGCAUGGUGACAAGGCAGCAAAAGUCGGUCGGAAAAAUCGCUGGGAAGAUGUAGCAGGCACAUCACCCCAGGCAAAUGUGAAGCCACUAAUUGGUGGCCAGAAUUCAGGCCCGCCAACUGGCCCGGGGAUGAACCCAUUCAAUAACAACUCCAAUCAACAGCAGCAGCACCACCAACAGCAGCAGCAGCACCAACAACAAUCUCCACGUCCUGGACUGCUGGGUGCAAGGCCUCCUAUUCGCGGUCAGCAGCAACAAGAAGGUGGACGCCCGCCUCGUCCUCAGCACCCCAAUGCCCAGCAGCAGCGCGGCCCACACCCACGCCCUGGAUUAGCUGGAGAGAGGCCUCCGUUUGCUAACCGAGCCCCUCAUCCACCACGUCCGGGUACCGUCGAGCGCCCACCAUUUGGUCAACGGCCUCCAGCUGGACCGCACCGUCCACAGGGUGGUGAACAGCACCAAGCCGAGCCAAGGCCACCUAUGCAUGGACGUCUUCCGUUCAGCCAGUCAAGACCACGAUUUGAGCAUGGGGGUCCCCGCUUUGACAAUCGCCCGCCAUUCGAGGGGCCGCCACGUCACCAGCAGCCACAGCAGCGUGCCCAUGCACCAGCUCACGGCGAGAGGCCAAUGUUGCCGCACGGACCACAUCGCCCACCUCGCCCCUUCGGCAUUGGCCAUGCACCCACCGAUGAUCGCAAUAGUAACCAUGCUGCUGGCAGUGGUCCUGGUGGCCGCAUCUUUGACAUGGGCUCUGGACUCAGAGGUGCCCCACCAAGAGAAGCUAGGAACAGUGACAGGCCACCACCCCAUGUUCAACAUCAUCAGCAACACCCCCCACCUGACAAAGCCAACGGGAGGCAUGUGCAGGAAUCACCCAGGAAGGCGAAUCAAACCGCAUCUGAGAACGCUAAAGGUGAAGGGCAGCCUGGCACCACUGGUAAUGAAGAUAAGGCAGAUGAUUGGGAAAGUGCCAUUCCGUUUCGAGCGGAGCCGAUGUGCGAGGAGGAGAAGGCAAGUACCACGGAUGUGGCAGAUAGCAUAUUGAAGGAAUCUUCUAAUGCCGGCAAGGAAACCCAGGAUCCCAGCAAAGAUACUGUUGUGCCUGAUGUUGAGAAGUUGUUUGACGCUGAGGCUGAUUCCAGUGAUAUUGCCAAGGACCAGACAAAGACUGACCUGCCGACUGGCAACACUGAGGAUGCUCCACCUGGUAAUCGCGCUGCUAGUGCCACCACUGGUCCUUCUGCUGCAGGCCCUGAUUCAACUACCGCCCGUAGCUCUCCACACUCGGACCGUGUGCGUGAGGAUGGCUUCCGUGAUCAUCCACCGGUGCAUCCUCACAUGAACAGCCCUAAACGCCCACCUACAAUGGGCCCUGAUUCGCCAAGGCGUGGGCGGCGGGAUGACAACCGGUUUCCACCGGCUGAUGGUGAAGCUCCGUUUGGCCAAGAUCGCCGUAUGUUUGAUCGCCAACACCCACCGUUUGAUGAAGGUCGUCCUCCAGUGGAGCACGAACAGCCAAUGUUUGAACACGAUCGACCACCACUAGAGCACGAUCGGAGACCAUUCGAUCAUGGAUCACCUGGUCGGGAUCGAGGACCACCAUUCGGCCAUGCAGAAGCCCCAUUCCAGGCUGAUAGACCGCCUAUGGUGCGUGAAGGGCACUUUGACAGAGGUCUUCCCUUUGAUGAGGAGCGACCUCCAUUCAAUCGCAACGCGCCGCCAUUUGGUCAUGAUGCGCCACCAGGAUUCGAGCAUGAUCAGCAGCAACGUCCGCCGUUUAAUCAAGAUUGGCCGCCAGCAGAUCGCCCACGCUCGCCACUUCAUGAGCAUGGCCACCGUCACCACCACCCCCACCACCACCCCCCAGGUGGAACACUGUUUGAUCAUGGCGAUCCAGCAUUCCGCCCUGAACUGGGUCACCUCCCACCACCACCGCCACCAGGCGGUGCACCUAUGGAACAUGGUUCUCCACAUCCCGAUCCAAUGUUUCAUCUUGACCAUCACCGGCCUGAUCAUUUCCACCCCGGUGGUCCACCACAGCUAGAUGUAGGUCCUGGUAUUCCUGACGACUUCUUUGACCGAGUUGACAGACCUGCACAGCCACGUCCGCCGUUUGAUGACGCUCCACCAAUGGAUCGCCAUGGAGGACGGCACCAGCCAGAGGAUCGUCAUGGCUCCCGCGGACACCACCGUGGAGAACCCCGACACCGACCUGAUGACCAUCACAGACAUCGCGGCUCGCCACAGCGUGAGCGACGGGAUCGCUACCACGCCUAAGUUUACGUCACAGCGGUGCAACCGGAAUGGUCUGAAUAUCAAGCACUCCUACCCGCAAUCGUUGCGUCUGGCAAUGUACAACACGAUGCCGCUCAUGGAUGUAUCUUGGCUCUAUGUUUAUCGUUCUGCUACCAGGGUAUCCACAACAGCAUAUCUACUCUUCGUGCUGCGGCUACCAGCCCUGCGGGUUUGGCAACGGUCAAGAUUUUCAGGUUAGGUCUUUGCUUUCUAUUUUUGUGUGUUGUGUGCAGCCUGUGUGCCCUGUCCACUUUUUGUAUUCUCUUUUUGUUUCUAAGCGUAUCGCGACUUUUACCUGGUAUUCGGUGUCACAUCGGAUUUCCAUCAUGGUUUUUUCUCCACUUGGUUAGGUGUAUUCGAAUACUGUACACUCUGUAAAUACUAUAAAGCCGCAUUGGCUAUUCCUGAUUAAAUUUGUAUUGGGUUUCUAUAA
Sycon ciliatum is the source of this 5374-nucleotide messenger RNA. Its product is annotated as trithorax group protein osa-like. The record is from RefSeq and is a predicted model, not a curated record. Bases 229 to 4923 code for a protein of 1564 amino acids. NCBI's taxonomy places the organism in Eukaryota, Metazoa, Porifera, Calcarea, Leucosolenida, Sycettidae. The transcript has a single exon.